Mycena citricolor is the source of this 629-nucleotide messenger RNA. The record is from the annotation of a GenBank genome assembly. Lineage: Eukaryota; Fungi; Basidiomycota; Agaricomycetes; Agaricales; Mycenaceae.
CCAAAGUUAAGCAAACAACACGCCGUUAUAAACGACUACCCGCCCGCCCAAACUCGCUCUCAUCUUUUGACUUCAACCCCCAUCUCCCUAUCCUCUUCAUCUCAUCACGCCAUGGCCCCCAAACCCGCCUCCACUGCAGGGAAAGCUCCGGCGUCCACUGCUGGCAAGGCUCCCGCAACCACCGCUUCCAAAGCUCCGUCCAAGUCUACUGAGAAGAAAGCGGGCAAGAAGACCUCCAAGGCGGCGGCUCCGGGUGAUGGCGAGAAGAAAAAGCGCAAGAAGGUCAGAAAGGAGACCUACUCCUCUUACAUCUACAAGGUCCUGAGACAGGUCCACCCGGACACUGGUAUCUCCAACAAGGCCAUGUCUAUCCUGAACUCCUUUGUCAACGACAUUUUCGAACGCAUCGCGUCUGAGGCAUCCAAGCUCGCCCAAUACUCGAAAAAGUCCACCAUUUCUUCUCGGGAAAUUCAAACUUCUGUUCGUCUCAUCCUUCCCGGUGAACUCGCCAAGCACGCUAUCAGCGAGGGGACCAAAUCUGUCACCAAGUUCUCCUCUGCGACUACGACCAAGUAACAUGGUCGUCUUUUGUCUGUCUGUACAUUCUGUAUCAUCUAUCUGCAUAGCUU